Molecule: messenger RNA, 1610 nt
Organism: Cercospora beticola
Lineage: Eukaryota; Fungi; Ascomycota; Dothideomycetes; Mycosphaerellales; Mycosphaerellaceae
Product: FAD-dependent oxidoreductase
Molecular function (GO): FAD binding; monooxygenase activity
Source: RefSeq, a predicted model, not a curated record
GCCGCAGUAUGUUUGGACGGCUUUAGCCUUGAUCUCGAGUCCUUGACUAUGUAACUCGGCCCCAGGACACGCGUGAACCUUCAAGACAUAUUCGUUUGAGGUUCUGUAGGCAUUAGAACCCUUUCCGCGAAUUCCUUUGACCUUUCUUCUCUUCUACAUCCAAACUCUCUGGGCCCGGCAGCAUUGUCCCCAACUUCAACAUGGCUGCUAAGAAUUCAGGCCUCGAUGUGAUCAUACUAGGCGGCGGUAUAGCUGGAUUGACGACGGCACUAGCACUCACCAAGUUUGCACCGCCCGACCAGAUUCCAAACAUCCGAAUAUUCGAAAUCCGUCCCGAACCCGCCACAAUUGGAGGAGCAGUCAACCUCACGCCAAAUGCGCUUCGCAUGCUCGAUCACCUGGGAGCUUUACCGAUCAUUCGAGAACGCGACUAUGGCCGUGACAUCGACUAUCUUGAGGUUUUCGACAUCUACUCUGGCAAAAUUGCCGAAUCAGAUUUCCGUGGACCUGAGGGCAAAGGUGUAGGAGAACCGCCAUACAAAGCACUCCGAAUCACUCGUGGCGAUGCAUUGAAAGGUGUUUUGUCAGCCGUCGAGCAACAGAAGAACAUCACCAUGACCUGUGGUAAGCGCACAGUCAAGAUAGAAGAGACUGCCGACAAUGUCACCAUACAUUUCGAGGACGGCGGAUCUGCUACUGGUGACCUGCUCAUGGGAUGCGACGGCAUCCAUUCCGUGACACGGCUCAAGCAUGUUGAGCCUGAGCGCAAAGCGACUUAUUCCGGAGUGUCGAAUGCAUUUGGUUUUGCUCCCAUCGAGCAGGAUUUCAAAGUCCACUUCGAAUGCACUGCAAUCAAUUUCGCCCGCAGAGGAAUGCUUCUGACGAGUUUUCAUUCUUCAUCAGCCGAUUCGGUAUAUGUUGGAGGCUUGAUGCAGGUCGAGGAUAUUGGCUCCAGAGACGGCUGGAAGUCGGUUGGUGCGGAUGCGGAGAGGACAAGAGCACAGCUUCUCGAACGCUUUGGUGAUGCCGAGAUUCCGUCAAUCAAGCCACUGAUUGAGAAAGCUCAAGACUUCUUCCUCUGGCCAGUCUUUACAUUGUCGAAGGAGGGGAAAUGGAGCACUGAUAGAGUCAUGCUUCUUGGAGAUGCUGCACACGCAAUGCCUCCUCAAGGUGAAAGCACAGGAAUCGUGUUCGAAGACACAGUACUGUUCGCACGCUGCCUCACGCGAUGGAUAGAAAAGGGCAAGCCCAACACGAUGAAGGAAGCCUUCGACGCGUACGAGAAGCUGAGGCGGCCCCGCAUGGAGGCAGCUUUCGAAGAGUCGAAGAACGUGGUUAAGACAGUAUCCGAUGCUGGAUGGUUGGGACACAAGAUCAAGACCUUCAUUGUGCCAUGGUAUUUGUGGUGGAGCAAGACCUACCGGGAGAAGCAUUUCAUCGAAGACGUGACAAAGGCGGACUUGGGAUAUUAGAGACAUUAGGGACGUUUCUUGAAACGCAUUGAUGAUCAUUGUAAUUUUGGCGUUGCGGGAAUAUUGCACGAUAUCAACAUGAUUCAUAGAAGUAAACCACAUUUACACUGUCAUUGAAUUGCAAUGCAGGCGAAAAGC